UUUUAUAUAUACACAACAUCGACCUCGAUUCCACACACUGCUCAUCUGCAAAUAUCGUUAACGUUUAACUUCUCCAUUGACAUGGCGUCUCAUCCCAGCCUUCUAUUUCACGCCUUUCUCUUCCUUCUUCUCGCCGGCGACGGCGAGGCCGCCACAUUAAGCUCCCCGACGGCGGCCGCCGGCGUUCUGAACACCACGGAAUUCAUCCGCCAGUCCUGCGACGGCACCCUGUACCCUAGCCUCUGCUUCACUUCCCUCGUCGGUUACGCCUCCGUGGUCCAGCAGAGCGACGCGCGGCUCUCCCAGGUGGCCUCCGACUUCACCUCAGCCCGGGUACGCUCCGCCUCCCGCAGCCUCUCGGGCGCUCUGGCGAGCACGGGCCCCGUUGCGGGGCCCCGCCUGCGCGCGGCCCUGCGAGACUGCUCCGACCUGAUGAGCGACGCGGCGGAGUGGGCGGGGCAGGCGGCGGAGGCGCUGCGCGGGGUGGAGAACCUGGUGGGGCCGGAGGUGACGUGGCGGGUGUCCAACGCGAUGACGUGGAUGAGCUCCGCGCUGACGGACGAGGACACGUGCACGGACGAGCUGGAGAAGCUGGCGGCCCCGACGGGAUCAGCCGACUGCUGGUCGAAGGCCAGCGAGGUGUACCGCCGGGUGAGGAAGGCGGAGAAGCACACCAGCAUCGCCCUGGCCCUCAUCCACAAGCUCGGCUUCUAACUACUCUCUCUCUCUCUCUCUCUCUCUCUCUCUCUCUCUCUCUUAAUUCUUGUACGUACGACCGUACGUUAAUGUUUGGAGCAUGGAGCUGGCGAGGGCGUUAUCUUAGCCUUUGAUUUGCGUCUACAAAAAUUGGUUGAUUAUUAAUUUUUCAUGCAUUUUGCGUGCAUAUAUA
Molecule: messenger RNA, 889 nt
Organism: Zingiber officinale
Lineage: Eukaryota; Viridiplantae; Streptophyta; Magnoliopsida; Zingiberales; Zingiberaceae
Product: 21 kDa protein-like
Exons: 1
Coding region: 82-714 (210 amino acids)
Biological process (GO): negative regulation of catalytic activity
Molecular function (GO): enzyme inhibitor activity
Source: RefSeq, a predicted model, not a curated record